AUGUCUGACGCUUUGGUUUCGUACGCUGCCCUCAUCUUGGCAGACGCUGAGUUGGAGAUCUCCUCCGCUAACUUGCAAUCCGUCCUCUCUGCCGCUGGUGCUUCCGUGGACAAGAUCUGGACCGAUGUGUUCGCCAAGGCCCUUGACGGCCAAAACUUGAAGGAAUUGCUCUUCUCUAUCUCUGCUUCCGCUCCUGCUGCUGCCGCUGGCUCUGCUCCAGCCGCUGCUGCUGGUGGUGCUGCUGAGGCUGCUGCUGAGGAGGAACCAGAAGCCGAGGAGGAGGAAGAUGAUGACAUGGGCUUCGGUUUGUUCGACUAA
Messenger RNA from Ogataea philodendri, 318 nucleotides. RefSeq lists its product as uncharacterized. The transcript has a single exon. Gene Ontology annotation, biological process: cytoplasmic translation; translational elongation. The record is from RefSeq and is a predicted model, not a curated record. The coding region runs from base 1 to 318 and encodes 105 amino acids. Gene Ontology annotation, molecular function: protein kinase activator activity; structural constituent of ribosome; ribonucleoprotein complex binding. Lineage: Eukaryota; Fungi; Ascomycota; Pichiomycetes; Pichiales; Pichiaceae. Gene Ontology annotation, cellular component: cytosolic large ribosomal subunit; ribosome.